AUGCUGUGGUGCCUCAAACCGAGGGAUGAUUUGACGGCUUGUGAAAGGACAUUGGGUGAUCUGAAUGGCCUCUACAAAAGGCUGUGCGACCUCGAGCUCACGACUGUGGAGCCGAAGCAUUUUACCGACAUCACGAAAGAGAUCCGUGAUACGCUAUGGGCUGAGAUUACCAUGUUUGGCAACAAUGUUGCCUCCCUCAAGAGCCAUGUGGCUCCAAAGCCCAAACGGGCGGCGAAGCCUGCAGCGGCCAAGGAGGAGGAAUGUGAUGCUGCCGUGACCAAUGUGCUCAUGACCUACGUGGCCCGCAACUUCAAUAAUGCUGUGACCAAGCGUGGCUUUGCUCUCCGUAUUCCAAUAUCUCACGUCAAAGUGUUGGCUCCUGAUGGGAAUGGUAUGGUCAAUCAUCCUAUUCUAUGCAUACAAGAUACGGCCAAAGAGAUUUUCCGCAGCUACGAGGAUAAGCUUUUUGCAGGUCGAUCGGUGCCAGCAGCACAGGGGCUUUUUCUGAGAUUCUGGAGGACCUUUCGUCAAGUUCAGCCCAAUAGCAAAGUCUUCCAAAUCCAUUCCCAAGAUGAACUACAGUUUUGUAUCCCUUGCAAGAUUCAUAUGGAUGAGGGCACUGGGGUACGGAAGAGUGCAGUUCUCCAGUGCUCUUGGGGACCCGUCCUCGCAUCUGGUGCUGCUAGUUGGCUCCGAUAUUUUUUUUGGACUGCCAUGGGUCACGAAUCGUACCGGCAGCAUAAUAUGGGUUGGGAAUGGGGCAACGAAGUAUUGGACUCAUUGACGGAGGAGUUGGCAAAGCAAGCAACAUCGGCCAUGGAGACUGGUAUCGCCACAAAGCAUGGAACUUUUUUCUUGUGCUUUAUCAGUCUGGAAGGUGAUCUCCCUGCUCAGGCAAAGGUUUUUCAUUGCGUGCGAAAUUUCUUGCGUGUUCCGAACCCCAUGUGUCCAUGGUGCUCGGCCGAUGGAGAUACGAUCCCAUUCACUGACGUUCGUGCUGGAGCUUCUUGGAGGGCCACAGUGGGUCAGCACGUCCCAUGGUCCGUCGAGCCGCCAUUGGCUGCUUUAACCAGGAACGGUGAGGCGUCCUUUUUGGCGCAAGAUCUUUUUCACGUCGUGAAUUUGGGAAUUGGUCGUACGUUCUUUGCUUCAGCACUUUGUUUCUUGAUUCACCUGGGUCAUUUUAUUCCCACAGACCAGGCUCUCGGGCGAAGCAUUCCUGUGAGGAUAGAUGAAGCCUAUAAUGAUUUCAAGCACUUUUGCAAGCAUGUCAUGAAAAUGACACCCAUGGUUAAGCACUGGACGAGAGAGAAUCUCGGUUGGAAAGGCCCGGAUACCAUGCCAUCCACAAGUUUCAAAGCUUCGGACACGUAUUUGAUGCUAUCGUGGCUUGUGGACUAUUUGCAACGACCUUUUGAACCCAACAACUACAUCAAGAACAUGUUUGCUUGUGCUCACAGUGCGGCAGAAGCUUUGGACCGAUUUCUGAUCAAAUACAUUCGGCUCGCAUUCGAUGCCAACAACGACAGGAAACAAUUGUCAAGCCAGCAGCGUAUCUUGAAUCCGAUGGCAUUCUCUACCGCCAUGGCCGAGGAUUAUGUUGGCAGGGCUUCUGUUAUUUCGAGGACGACGCAUCAGAUAGCUAUGCCGCUGCGCACGGCGCAGAAGUGGUUGAUUGACACCAGACUUCGGUGGCGGGGUGAGCGAUAA
This is a messenger RNA of Symbiodinium sp. CCMP2592, 1710 nucleotides long. The record is from the annotation of a GenBank genome assembly. Lineage: Eukaryota; Dinophyceae; Suessiales; Symbiodiniaceae.